Messenger RNA from Xiphias gladius (swordfish), 8666 nucleotides. RefSeq names its product leucine-rich repeat kinase 2 (gene lrrk2). Bases 463 to 8079 code for a protein of 2538 amino acids. Gene Ontology annotation, molecular function: protein kinase activity; GTP binding; protein binding. The transcript has 53 exons. Lineage: Eukaryota; Metazoa; Chordata; Actinopteri; Istiophoriformes; Xiphiidae. The record is from RefSeq and is a predicted model, not a curated record. Gene Ontology annotation, biological process: protein phosphorylation.
CAGCGGCAGACUGCUAACAGCUCUACUUAAUAACUUAGCUAACGUUAAAGACCCGUGGGGGAGGAACCCGCCUGGCGAGCAGGACCCGCCGGACUUCCCACAGGAACAACGGAAAGUCAGCCGCUCGACAAAAGCCGAUCGCGUUCCUCGGCCGAGGGGAAAGUUAGCGCGAGGACUGUGAUGUCGGUGUCGGAACCGAAACUGUGCGACGCCGACAGCUUCCUCAGUCGCGACAGCCACCUAGCUGCAUCUUAGCUAAUGCGGUAUUACGUAACAUAGCGUUCAGUAAUGCGAUGUCAUGACAUGAGCGGCGACAGCAGCGCUUCGCUCGUCUCCUGCCUGCCGCCGAGCCAACGCCGCAGCGGCGCGGCCGCCCGGGGCCGUUCGUCGGGUCGGAGGGACCGCGCCGACUGACCUCGAUGCAAGUCGAGUCAUCGGCGGGCAAGCAGUGCUUCAAAGACCAUGGUUAACAAGGAAGAACUGGAGGAGAGGCUGAGGAAACUCGUGGUGCGGCUGAAAACCCCGCAGGAAGACAGGCAGCUGUGCACGCUGAUUCAGAUCGUCCAGGACUUGCUUUUCCUGGCGCACACCGACUGCGCAGCUGAACUGUUUGAAGACAAGGAUGUCCACGUCCCUCUCAUGGGGGUGCUGUCAUCCUACAUCGGCAGCAGAGGAGUCCAGCAGGUGGGCUGGUCGCUGCUCUGUCGGCUCAUUGAAAUAUGCCCCGGUACGCUGGACCAGCUGACUAGACCUCUGCAGGCAGCCAAGGACGGGGAGGCACUGGGAGUGCACCAGCAGAUCCUGACGGUACUAUCUCAGUACAGCACAGACUGCAGAGUGACCAUGGUGGGACUACGGGCCCUGGCGUUACUGCUCAGAUCAGACCUGAUUCCUCUGCUGGUGCUGGAGGAGGAAGAGGAUGUGUUUGGCCUGGUGGUGCAGGCGAUGAAGACGUUUCCUACCAGUGAAGAAGUGCAGCUCCAAGGCUGUGGAGCGCUGCAGGUCCUCUUGGAGAGAGUGAGUGAUGACCACCUCGUGGAGUUUGUGGAGAACCAGGACCAUGCUGUGGUCUUGGCGGCUCUGCAGAGGUUCCCGGACAGCUCCGAGCUGCUCCUGCAGGCCAUGAAAGUGCUGCUCCCACUGGCUCGUCCUGGCAGUAACGUGGAGAUGUUGAUGUCAGGAGGCGCUCGGUGCUACAGCGUGAUCAUCGCCGCCAUGGAUGCCUUCCCCGAGGUGGAGGAGCUGCAGGAGACGGCCUGCUGCCUGUUCAGGAAGUUCACAACAGAGAGCUACUACAGCAUCCUGGUGCUGAACGGCGUCCAGAGGGUUGCGGUGAGAGCCUGCCAGACUUUUCCCGGCAACGCCGCACUGCAAGCUGCCGCUCUCUCCUGCCUGGCUGACCUCACCGCAACCAUCGUGCAGAACAAAGCGGUGGCCGAGCAGGGUCUGGAGGAAGGAGAAGAGGAGGAGAACCGGGGUAAAGAGGAGGUGGACGACAUGGGCCUGGGCUGGAUGGAGGCCUGCUGUGUGGCACUGGAGCUCCACGCCGCCGAGCCGGCAGUUCAGGAAGCUGCAAGCUGGGCCAUUCACAAUCUGUUAUUGCACGGAGCUGGAGUGAACCACUCAGGAGAGGAGCAGGAUGAGAGGACUCCUGUUCACAGACAGUUAAUGGCGGCCAUGCUGCUCCACUCCUCCUCUCCCAGUGUGUUUGAAGCUGCUACCAGUGCUAUUGCCACGCUCAUUACGCACAACAGUAAAAUGCGUUUUCUGCUGCUGUCCAGUGGCCUCCACGUCAACCUAGUAGAGAUGAUGAAGAGACAUUCAACCUCAGCAGAAGUUUCCAUCAGCGCCUGCAAACUGCUCAAGCUCCUCUUCCAGGGCAGGACAGCCAGUCUGGAUGAGUUAAACAUGACCGUGAGUCAGAUCCUCAGCACCAUGAAGGUCCACAACUUCCAGCCGGAGGUUCAGCUGGAGGCUCUGCAGGCCAGCCUGGUCUUCCUCUGCCCAGACAGGAGUUUGAGGGAGCACGGCAUCUCGGUCACAGAUCCUGACAUGGCCGACGUGUCGCUGAAGGUCCUGAAAAACCAGUGUGUGGUGGAGGGAGCUCACACCCUCUACCUGGAGGUUCUCAACAGGUUCAUCAGCAGCCCUGCCAUACAGAAGUCCGGUUUAAAGGUGCUCUCUGCUCUGGCCGACUGCUCCGGUGCCGUGGACUUGCUCUGCCAGCAGGGGGCCAUCGACACGGUGCUGCAUACACUACAGAUGUUCCCGCAGGAACGAGAGAUACACUACUGGGGUCUGACCCUGCUCAGCUACCUCGUAUCCAAGAAGAAGCUGUCGAGGAUGAUCGUGCCUGUUCUGGCCUCCGUUGUGGUCGCCUCACUCGUCCAGUAUAGAGAAGACUCUGAGAUGCCCCUGAAGUGUUUUCAGGUGGCGUUGAGGAUGCUGGACGCCUGCUCGGGAGCAGCUGCCGAGCUGCAGAGAGAAGACUUUGACAGGCAGAUCUUCCAGCACCUCAGAGAGGAGAGUCCUGACCAGAGCAACAACCCACUGCGGAAGUCGGUGUGCCUCGCUCUGUCUAAGAUGUGGUGCGACUCGGAGCUGCACCGCCGCAUGCUAGAAAAGGCCUGCGAGGACGGAGACACGGCGAUGGCCGAGUGUCUGAUCGAGCUGGGCGCCGACAUCAACGGGAAGACGAAAACGGAGUCUCUCAUCUACCAGGUGUGUGAGAGAGGCGGACCUCUGGAACUGGUGGAGCUCCUACUCAGCCGCGGUGCACACGAGCAGCACCUCCGCAGGGCUCUGGCCGUGAGCGUGAAGCGGGGCGACGGGCCCGCCGUCAUUCAGCUCCUGGGCCGCCUGGGUCUGGACCUCAACAACAGCGCCCUCUGCUUGGGGGGCUUCAGGCUGGGGCGCCUGGACGCUGCCUGGCUCAGCCCCCUGCUGGCCGACAGAGGAAGAACGCACAGUCUCCGUUACAGCAACAGUAAAGGUAUGAGUUUGGCCAGGUACAUCCAAUCUCUCCAGAGGUCCAAGAGUGUCAGCGGUCCCCUGAGGUCGAUGGCCGACCCCUGCCUGACCUCUGGCUACAUUUCUGACGAGAGUGACGACUCCAGCUUCAGCCUGGUCUCCAUGGACGACAGCCUGUUUUUCAACGACGACAUGGAGAGUGACGGGAGUGAUUCAGUGUCAGGGGCUCUGUCCCCAAAACCACAUAAUAAUUCAGCGGAGGAACUGGGGGGCUCCUCUAAAAGAAAGCAGGGGCGUCGCAGACAUGCCAGUGCCGAGAGCGGUCAAACUGAGAAUGAUCACGGUGAGGCUGUACACAGGAGAUACGGGAGGACUGGCUCGACCCAAAGAGUGCUGGGGUCCGGUGAAAACUCUGCUGCUCUGACCAAAGAGAGGGAGCGGAUCCGCCUGCUGGACCUUACAGGGAACGAGUUGGACUCUCUGUCCUGUCUGAUGGACGACGGCUACGUGCAGCAGCAGCUGGGGUACCUGCUCCGCCUCGACCUGAGCCACAACAAUCUGCUGGAGUUUCCUGCAGCUCUUUGCCAGAGUUUGAACCGUCUGACUCGACUGGACCUGCAGAGCAACCAGCUCCAGUCGCUGCCGGUGGAGCUGCUGUCUCUGCCCUCACUCAGCAUCCUGAACGUCUCUCGUAACUGUGUGGGUCCGCUGCUGACCUUUGACCCUGCUGUCACCUGCCAAUCACUGCGGCAGCUCAACCUGUCUUUCAACAACAUCGCCUCAUUUCCGGACGAGCUGGGCCGCGCCAUGGAUCAACUAGAGGAGCUGUUUAUGGAAGGUAACAGUAUCACUGCUCUGCGCACGCCUCUGAAUCUGCCGCACAUCAAGCUGCUCGACGUGAGCAAGAACAGCGUGGAGAAUAUUUCUGCAGACUUCCUGACUGGCUGCCCCAAACUGGAAACCUUUAACGCCUCCAUGAACAAAAUCUGUUCCCUGUCACAUCUGCCAUCCAAGCUCACGACACUGAAACUAGCAAACAACAGCUUCACCUGUGUUUCUGAGGCCAUACUUGAUCUUCCAAACUUGAGGUCAGUGGACAUGAGAACCAACAACAUUACCGUUCUCCCUGGCCCGGGACUUUGGGCGUCCAGCAACCUCAGAGAGCUGAUGUUCAGUCAGAACGGCAUCGAAGCUCUGGACCUGAGCGGACCGAUCUACAAAUGGAGCAGACUAGAGAAAUUCCACCUGAGUGACAACAAGCUCAGUGAGAUUCCUCCACAGAUCGGCCUGUUGGAAGGCCUGACCUCCCUGGACGUGAGCCAUAACGCUAACCUGCGGUCCUUCCCCGAUGAGAUGGGGAAACUAGUCCGACUGUGGGACCUGCCGCUGGAUGGCCUUCGGCUCCAACUGGACCUCAAACUCAUUGGCAGCAAGACCAAAGACAUAGUCCGGUUCCUGCAGCAGCGGCUGAAGAAGGCAGUGCCAUACUACCGGAUGAAACUCAUCGUGGUGGGGAAUGCCGGCAGCGGGAAGACCGCGCUGAUUCAGCAGCUGAUGAAGCUGAAGCGCUCCCAGGUGAACUCUAAGACGCCCGUCGUUGGCAUUGACGUCAGGGACUGGACCAUCAGGGAACGGGACAAGAAGAAAAUGGUGCUGAACGUCUGGGACUUCUCAGGUGGAGAGGAGUUCAGUGGCUCUCACCCUCACUUCCUGACUUCCAGAGCUCUUUACCUGGUGGUCUACAACCUCAGCAAGGGAGCCAGUCAGGUGGACACCCUCAAACCCUGGCUCUUCAACAUCAAAGCGGUAGCUCCGCUCUCCCCGGUCAUCCUGGUGGGCACCCACAGAGACGCGAGCGACGAGCCACAGCUUCAAGCCUGCCUGACCAAGAUCCGCGAGGAGCUGCUGAACCACCAGGGUUUCCCCGCCAUCACGGACUAUCAUAUGGUCUCCGUCUGCGAGGACUCGGACGCCAUGGCCCGACUCCGCAAGGCCAUCGCCAGAGAGGUCGCCAGCUUCAAGAUCCAGGGCCAGCCUGUGAUGGGCCAGCUGGUUCCAGACAGCUAUGUGGAGCUGGAGCGCCGGGUUCUGCUGGAGAGGACCAGGGUGCCCCCGGAGUUCCCCGUCCUCAGGCACCAGGAAGUGCUGCAGCUCAUCCAGGAGAGUCAGCUGCAGCUGGAGGAAGCUGAGCUGCCGCACGCCGUCCACUUCCUCAGCGAAGCCGGGGUCGUACUGCACUUUGACGACCCUGCACUUCAGCUCCAGGACCUCUACUUUAUCGACCCACAGUGGCUGUGCAACAUCAUCUCCCAGAAACUGACACUAAAGAGCUGCGGCUUCUGGGAGCAUCCUAAAGGAGUCGUUCAGCGCUCGGUGGUGGAAAAGUUUCUGUUUGAGACCAAGUGUUUCCCGAAGAGCCACCUGAUGCAGUUCUUCAAACUGCUGGAGAAGUUCCAGAUCGCUCUGCCGUUCGGGGAGGACCAGCUGCUGGUACCCAGCAGUCUGUCCAAACACAGGCCAGUCAUAGAGCUUCCUCACAGUGAGAACUCAGAGGUGAUUGUGCGUCUCUAUGAGAUGCCAUACUUCCCCGUGGAUUAUUGGUCUCGGCAGAUCAGCCGCCUGCUGGAGGUCUCGUCUUACUUGCUUUGCGGAAGAGAGAGAGUUGUGCGACCCAACCGGAUCUACUGGAGGAGGGGCGUGUACCUGAGCUGGUCCCCUGAAGCGUACUGUCUGGUGGAGUCCGCCUCAGAUGAGGAAAAAAACCCCUCCAGCUUUGUCAGAAUAACUGUGCCCUCUUCACGCAAAGGCCGGGUCUUACUGGGUCAGGUUGUGGAUCACAUCGACUCCCUGCUGGAGGAGUGGUUCCCCGGCCUGCUCAACACCGACAUGCACGGCAGCGGCGAGGCUCUGCUGAAGAAGUGGGCUCUGUACAGCUUUGAGGACGGCCAGGAGUGGAGAAAGAUUCUGCUGGAGGACCUCUUCGCCUAUUUUGACAAUGAUUUUCUGCUGGUGAAUCCGGAGGACCCCCGGAGCACACUGCCCAUCUCUCAGAUCGCCCCUGACUUAGUGCUAAGUGAUCUGCCUGCGGGAACAAUACUGGACAGUGAGGAGCUGGAUGUGGAUCUGUCUAAGGAAAAAAGACUGGGGGACGGUGGCUUUGGAACUGUCUAUCGAGGUGUCUACAAAAAUGAAGAAGUAGCCGUGAAGAUAUUCAACAAGCAUGCAUCUGAGCUUUACAUCUACAGACUCCUUAGACAGGAGUUGACGGUGUUGGGUCGGCUCCGUCACCCCAGCUUGGUCGGCCUGCUGGCAGCCGGUUCAGCUCCUCAGGUCCUGGUGAUGGAGCUGGCUCUUCGUGGCUCUUUGGACUCCCUUUUUGAACGUGAGAACGGCAGCCUCAACCGGAAGCUCCAGCAAAGGAUCGCCCUGCAUGUGGCCGACGGACUCAGGUACCUUCACUCAGCCAUGAUCAUCUAUCGGGAUCUGAAGCCCCACAACGUGCUCCUGUUCAACCUGAAGACCGACUCCGAGAUCAUUGCCAAGAUCACAGACUACGGCAUCGCUCAGUAUUGCUGCAGCAUGGGAGUGAGAAGCUCAGAGGGCACUCCAGGUUUCCGAGCACCAGAGGUUGCCCGGGGGAAUGUGAUCUACAACCAGCAGGCUGAUGUGUUCUCGUUCGGCCUCCUACUCUACGACCUCCUGACCUGUGGUGAGCGCAUCUCCGAUGGCAUGAAGUUCCCCAGCGAGUUUGACGAAGUUGCAGUCCAGGGGAAGCUGCCAGAUCCAGUGAAACACUACGGUUGCUCACCCUGGCCGGGCCUCCAGGCGCUGAUGAAGGACUGUCUGCGGGAAAGUCCGCAGGAUCGACCCACCUCUGCCCAGGUGUUCGAUAGGCUGAAUUCAGGAGAGAUGCUGUGUCUGAUGAGGGAGCGGGUGGUCCCCCGGGCAUUCAACGCCGACUGCCUCGCGGUGAGCUCCGGCGGCAGCGACAGUCCGUCCAGCAGCCACAGGGCCUGGCUGGGAGGGGGCAGCAGCACCCAGACGGCGGGCUCCAUCACCGCCGUGGACCUGGACACCAACACAGUCGCUACACAGGUGAUCGACACCAGCCCCGUCCUGUGCCUCGUGACGGUCCAAAUCCCCAACGAGGCCUGUGAUUGGCUGGUGGCGGGCACCCAGUCCGGCUCCCUAGUGGUCGUCAGCACUCGGGACCUGUCGACCUGGUGCCACCUGCAGAGCGUCACCGAUGCCGUCACCUCACUGUACUUCCAUGUGCACCCUCGUCAAACCCAAAGAAAGAAUUACUUGCUGGUCGGGACAGCCAAUGGAGUUCUCACGGUUUACGAGGACUCUGUUCUCAAGCAGGAAAACGGCCAGCCGGUCAAAACCGUCACCGUGGGAAGCGUUAGCACACCGAUCAUGUGCCUGGGCCAGUCGGUGCAUUCGCUAGACGGCAGGUCUGUGUGGGCCGGCUGCGGGACCAGGGUCCUCUCCUUCACGGCCGACUACGACGUCUGCAAGACCAUCGACACGAGACCGAACCUCGUCUUCCAGCAGCGGCGGCCGUUGGGUGGCGAGACUUGCGUGUCCCGAAUGGUUGUGGAUAAACACGUGUACCUGAGCAAAGCUGGGACGCCGACAGUCGAGGUGUGGGACAAGAGGAGCGAGAGGAUGGUGGACUGCAUCGACUGUGCCCAGAUCAUCAGAGGCCGGCGGGGCUGCGAAGCGGCGCCGCCCACCGAGGCCACUCCCUCCUGGGCCCGGGUGAAGGCCCUGCUGGUGCAGAGCGCUGCGGCCCUCUGGAUCGGCACUAGGGGGGGCCACCUGCUGGUGCUGGAGCUCUCCAAGCACCAGACUCUGCAGGUCAUCGGCCCCCGCUGCGACUCCAUCCGCUGCAUCGCCUCCACACUCAUAGAAACACUAAACUGGAAGAAUGUGGUGCUGGUUCUGGGCAGAAAAGUCGCACAGGAGAAGAAUCAGUUCGACGAGGAGUCGGUGCUGAUGGUGUGGGACGGCGCGCUGCCGACGGAGGUCAGGGACCUGAACAGACACCGCGAGAAGAGAGAGCAGAUCGCAGCCAAAAUGAGAGAGCAGCUUCAUCGCCAUUGAGCCAAAUUGCUCGUCGAAAAGGGAUCAACUCUCCAGUGGAUCGAUGUGUCAGCGUGGAAGGGGACGUUUUACCUCAUUUUCCGAGAGCCAUAUGUAACGAGUGGGAGCAGGUUGUAAUGAAUCAAUCAGAAGAAUUUGAUUCAAGAGUUUUUUUUUGUUUUUUUUUGAAGAUGCACACUUAUGAAAUACUGUGCCAUGUUUUACAGGAUGUAGACAAUCUUUGUUUUUCCUAAAAGGGACACAGAUGAUCCGAUUUGUGUUAUCAGAGCUGAGAGCGGAGCAGAUGUUCAGGAAGGCCUCCCGCUCCCAAUGAAUAGAGAUGUUUGUUUACCUGUAGUAUCAUAGAAAAAAACUGGAAAGAAAGCCAAAGGAAAAAAAAAAACAGCCUCUAAAAGUGUAUAUUUGAUUAUUUAUUCUCAUGCCUGUGUGCGUGUUUACCAGUGAGCUCAAUCACUCCACAUCAAUAAACAGACCAUGGGACUUCUCAUAAUGCUGCGCGCUUUGUACACUUUUUUUUUCUUUUGUUUUUUUUUAUGUCAUGUUACCUGAAGUCACUGUUUGUGAUGGUGUCAAACAGAACGAGGAAG